ACCAUCCGCUGCACAAAAAAUAUUUAUUGUUGCCAACAGUUACGGAGGGCACUGUGCUGUCGAUGCUGUACAAACAUAUUUUGAAGAGUUAAAGGAUAGGUUAAUGGCUAUUGAAUUUGCGGCAUCUACACAUUCGAUUGAUUUUGUCAAGUCUAAUCGAUUGAAAAUUUGGAUACGUGAGAACUGUCGCAAUUGGCUCAUGUCUGAUCUGCCAAUAGGUGAAGAAAUCUUAGAUGCAAGGUUCGGCUGUAUCUGUUUAUCGGCAAAUUGUGAAUAUAACGAAUACGUAACGACCUCUGUGAUUGAUUAUGUAUUUGAUUUUUUCGUUAAAAACUUGACCAUGCCCGAUAUUUAUCACGAAGCCAUGGAUGAUGAUGAAUACGAUGAAAAUAUUCUUGAAAAUCUGGAUAAAGCCCAAAAAAUAUUUGCAGGUGAUUCAUUGGUUAACGAUGUGCAAGAUAAGAUCCAGUUUGGUGAUUACACCGAUUGCCCGAUAUACCCCCUUUCAGAAAAAGGUUCAGGUUCAGGUUCAGGUUGGGAUUAA
This is a messenger RNA of Acaulospora morrowiae, 544 nucleotides long. The record is from the annotation of a GenBank genome assembly. Lineage: Eukaryota; Fungi; Glomeromycota; Glomeromycetes; Diversisporales; Acaulosporaceae.